UGACGCUGGUUUUUGUUAGAAUUGAAAGGAAAUUUUAAUAACGACUUGCCUUCAGAAUUGUCAGAUUUAUGAACUUGUGACAAUGAACUUUGUUUGUUCAACAGUGCCUCUGAAAUGACUUUGAUUGCCUACGAUAUCUCUUGAAUAGGAUGCAGGAUGUGGUCGACUACGAGCGGCGCCGGUUGACGAAAUGGCCCUAGCUUGACCUUCAAGUAAGCGCUUUAACUACUGGUACACUAUAUCAUUACACUGCCUUAAAGUUCUUCAUACCAUGCCAUGAGGUGAAUCGCAGAAGGCAGCCAACUAUGGCGAACAAUUCCCUUUUCUUCGUCAUCUUUACGUUGUCACUUUGGACGAUCAAAUGUAACAACUCUACGUCCAAAACGGAUAUCUAUAUCGGGGGAUUUUUCGGCGUCAAUAUCAAAAAAGGGGCUUGGAGCUCAGCAGCCCUCAUACCAAUCUUAGAAAUGGCACUGGAACACGUAAACAGCGACCCGCGCAUUUUAGUGGACUAUGAGCUGAAAUAUGUGUGGAACGAUUCCGAGUGUGAAAGUGGAUCAGGUAUAAGAGCUAUGCUCCAGAUGAUUGACACUCCUCCGCACAAGAUUGUUUUCCUGGGUCCCGGAUGUUCCGUAGCAACAGUUCCUGUUGCAGAGGCUGCCCCGUACUGGCAGGCAGUGCAGAUCGGUUACAGCACAUCAUCACCACAAUUUUCAGACAAGGAGAAGUUUCCUUUGUACUUUAGAACGAGCACUUCUGAAACAAUGGAGAACCCGUCUAGAGUUGCACUGUUAAAGCACUUUAAGUGGAAAAAAGUUGGCCUCAUUGUACAAAACUUGGAUAUUUACGUAUUGACCAAAGAGGCACUCAUUCCAAUGUUGGAGGAAUCAAACAUAACCAUAAUUGCAGCAGAGAGCUUCAAAAAUGAUCCAUCUUCGACAGUCAAGUAUUUACUCAAGGAGAGAGACGCGAGAAUCAUAAUUGGUUUAAUGUACGAAGACAUGUUCAGGAAAGCUAUGUGCACGGCCUACAAGGAAAAAGUAUACGGCAGAAAAUACGUGUGGAUCAUAGUUGGCUGGUACAACGACGACUGGUGGACAAAAACAGAUGUGGAAUGCGAAGGGCAUCAAAUGUUAGCGGCUGCUGGUAGUUUGAUAGAAACUCUACCUUUACCCAUAGGUGCUUCACAAGAACCCACAAUAUCAAAUAGGACUGCAGCUGAACUUAAAAUAGAAUACGAGGAAAGACUUAAAAUGUUUAACUACACAUACAACAUGUAUGCAGCUUUUACCUAUGACGCCGCUUGGAGUAUUGCCCUCAUGCUUAACAAAUCCAUUCCUCUGCUUCGAGAAAAGAACAAAACCUUGGAAACGCUGAAAUAUAAAGAUAAAGAAGUAGCUGAGAUCAUGCGCGACAUUCUGUUCCUUACAGACUUCUGGGGAAUGUCGGGUCAUGUGACGUUCGACCGAAAGUAUGACAGAGAGACGGUGGUGCAAAUUUCUCAAAAUAUACGGGGAAAAAGGAAAAGUGUUGCUAUGUUGGAUAUCCGUAACGGAUCAUUAAUUCUUCUUAACGACAGUUUUGAAUGGGAAGGUGGCCGUGUACCAGGAGAUGGUGUCACAGUUAUCCAAAAAGUGUUCCAAGAGAGCUCCAGUACAACGGUGACUUUUUACGUGUUAACCUGUGCUGGAGUGCUGUUCUGUUUACUUUGUUUACUACUCAACUUUGUUUAUCGAAAGCACAGGUUUAUAAAAAUGUCCUCUCCAAAGUUUAACAAUAUCACCGUCGCUGGGUGUCUACUGUCCUACACUGAAGUGUUUUUAACAGCUUACAGUAACUCUUCAUGGGCAGAGUACGAUACCUCGCUGUGUUAUAUAAAUGUUUGGCUGCUGACUACUGGUUUCACCCUGGCAUUUGGGGGAAUCUUGGUCAAGACUUGGAGAGUUUACAAAAUAUUUACAAACAAUCAGAUGAAAAGAGAGCUCGGAAAGCUGAGCAACACCAGUCUUUUCUUGAGGUUAUGUGCUUGCUGGUUUGUAGACGUUAUAAUUCUGUCAACAUGGGCAGCUAUUGAUCCACUGACGAUUCAACUCAAGAUGAUUGACGAGGAGGCUGAAGAUAAUGACGAUGACGUCAAGGAGGAGUUGCUGAAUCAUCAAUGCACUUCCAAGUAUUACAUGACGUGGGUGAUGUCCAUCUGCGGAUUCAAAGGGAUCCUAUUAAUUUUUGGUGUUUUCCUGGCUUGGGAGACAAGAAAUGUUACCUAUCCUUCACUGAACGACUCCAAGAACAUUGGUUUAGCAGUCUACAAUGUAUUUAUGUUUUCGUGCUUAGCUAUUGUAACUGAAUUCGUGGUGACCUAUCCGCCCCUUCAAAUUUUGGUUGGAAGAUGUAUCGUGUUGGUGGGGACCACGUCGACAAUUUCUCUGUUAUUUGUACCAAAAAUUCUUCGCCUGUGGAAAAAGAAUCAGAUAGAUUUAAUGUCUGUUACAGACCCAAGCCGGAGUGAAACACGUGGGGUGACUAAUUCUGAAAUGCGAAUAGAGACGCACAAGAGCACAAAUUAGAUCUCUUGCUGAGAUUCUUCAGUGAAGACCCGCGACGAAGUGAAAUAGAUAAAGAACGGCUUCGUCAAUCAGGAAUAGUUCGACAGUUCUUCCCGCCUCACUUGACCAGGAAUUUCAACUAUGAAAUUGCUUAAUUUAGAACAGCUCGAUGUGUCGAACAAAAUCCAUUAAUCAUUCUAAACUAUUUGGAAAAAGUUUUCCAGGAAAAGCAUAGGAAACAGCUAUGACGGCUAAUCAAAGUUGAUGCUCGUUGAAUCAGCAAGUCAAAGUACUUUUUUUCGAAUUUGGGUCGGUCCAAAUUUGAAUUACCUUUUAGUCUGGCGUCUAAAUCGAGCCUCAUUAAGGAAGGCAGAGGAUAAUUGGAGAACAAUUAACAGUUAUCAACGCGUACCAAUAAAAACAACAGCUGAGACACCACUUUGUUUUAGCUGGAGAUAAGGCAUGUGACAUUAAAGUGAUAAGCAAUUAAAGUUUCAAAUAAACUCUUUCAUAAAAAUAAUUGGGAUAUCUCAGUUUUAAAACAACAAAUUGUCCGAGAACCGAAACCAGACAACACUCCGUCCCUAAGUCUGACUCUAUCCGUACUGAUGCUUUCCUUUUUGUCUUGGGUUAGUUUCUCACUAAUUCCUACCAUCUCAAUUUCGAAAUUUGUACAAGGGUUUUCCUAGAUGUAUUGUUUGUAUAUGCACUGUGAGAAUUUCACAAAAACAAAAUCAUCAUCCCCAAAAUUGU
This is a messenger RNA of Stylophora pistillata, 3299 nucleotides long. RefSeq names its product gamma-aminobutyric acid type B receptor subunit 1. Gene Ontology annotation, cellular component: membrane; G protein-coupled receptor heterodimeric complex. The record is from RefSeq and is a predicted model, not a curated record. Lineage: Eukaryota; Metazoa; Cnidaria; Anthozoa; Scleractinia; Pocilloporidae. Gene Ontology annotation, biological process: G protein-coupled receptor signaling pathway; gamma-aminobutyric acid signaling pathway. Gene Ontology annotation, molecular function: G protein-coupled GABA receptor activity.